Molecule: messenger RNA, 1173 nt
Organism: Melitaea cinxia (Glanville fritillary)
Lineage: Eukaryota; Metazoa; Arthropoda; Insecta; Lepidoptera; Nymphalidae
Product: putative phosphatidate phosphatase
Exons: 6
Coding region: 177-1025 (282 amino acids)
Biological process (GO): signal transduction; phospholipid metabolic process; phospholipid dephosphorylation
Molecular function (GO): phosphatidate phosphatase activity
Source: RefSeq, a predicted model, not a curated record
UCAUUGAGAACUCUGCACGCGAAACGAACAGUUUCGUUCAUACGUCGGAAAAUAGUAUUCUGUUGUUGUCAAUUGCCCUUGUGUUAAAUAUGAUCUGUGUGCUAUAAAUUCAAACACAACAUUAACGGUGUAAAAUAAAUUUAUGAUUAAAAUUUCAUGUGUUUAAUUAAUAAACUAUGGCUGUUGACAAAAUGAUAUGGAAGAUAAUUUUGGACAUCGUUGUGUUGGCGUGUGUUGCGGUACCCUUGUUAGUGAUAUAUCUAAGUGCUGAACCUUAUCGACGCGGCUACUUCGAAAACGAUGUCUCGUUAAUGUUGCCCUACAAAGAGCAAACAAUAUCAGAGGGCCUCCUAGCUGGUGUUGGAUUCGCUUUGAUUGCUGUUACGGUACUAAUUGUCGAAGUAGUACGUGACAAGCAAGGAAAAAAUGUCGGUGAGAAGUUCCUAUGCGCUUCUCGUAUACCAGGGUGGGUUUGGGAGAGCUACACGACCAUUGGUAUAUUUACUUUUGGAGCGGCGUGCCAGCAGCUGCUGGUGAAUUCCGCUAAAUACGUCAUUGGCAGACUAAGACCGCACUUCUUUGAUCUAUGCCGACCGAGUCCAGCUGCGGGUUCAGAUAUAAGUCCAACCACCUACAUCCAGGACUACUCGUGUACAAACCCAAUGGCCGAUCUCGCUCGCCAGACAGAUAUGAAACUUUCAUUCCCGAGCGCGCAUGCUAGCUUCGCUAUGUACACAGCUGUGUUCUUCAUUUUCUAUAUCCAAGUGAAAGGCAAGUGGCGCGGUUCGAAGCUCCUGAGGCACGGGGUACAGUUCGCGGCGGCGACGGGCGCGUGGUACGUGGGGCUGUCGCGCGUGGUGGACCACAUGCACCACUGGGGGGACGUGGCCGUGGGGUUCGCUGUCGGGGUGCUCUUCGGUGCUAUUGUGUUUGUAUAUGUAUUGAAACCGAAGAAGUACGGAAUUCCAGGGUCGUGGGAGACAACGCAGCCCCAAAUGUUGCCGAGACCGGUGCUCGCACGGUGAUCUACCGUUAAAUAGUAUAUAUGUAUAUAAAUAAUUAAAUAAUUUUGAUCAGAAAACAGACUGUUUAUGGACGGUGAUACUUUUAUAUGAGAUUAUAUAUAGCUACCAAAACAUAUUAGACAAAAUAAAUGUAUUUUGUAACUCUUGA